This is a messenger RNA of Gongylonema pulchrum, 525 nucleotides long. The record is from the annotation of a GenBank genome assembly. NCBI's taxonomy places the organism in Eukaryota, Metazoa, Nematoda, Chromadorea, Rhabditida, Gongylonematidae.
AUGGACUCGAUAGUGAAGGAAGCAAAAAAUAUGAGAACAAUUAAGUAUGAAGAACGACAGAAAGAAGUUUCGAAAUUAGCAUCGUUCGUGGAAGAAUGUUUGGAUUUCCAUGCGCCUCACUAUCGAAAUGGCUUUUUGUGCUUUAAUUUUGGUUAUUCGAUUGGUUCUUAUGUUACCAUGCUUUAUUUGCUUAUCAAACUGCUCUACGUUGCGAAUGUGCUCGGUCAGCUGAUGGUUCUGAAUAAUUUCCUUGGCAUCGAACAUAGCCUUUGGGGCUUUAAGACGCUGCUCGAUUUGUGGAAUGGCCACGAAUGGCUCGAGUCUGGUGUAUUUCCGCGAGUAACAAUGUGCGAUUUCAAAGUGCGACGUCUGGCAAACAUACAUCGAUAUUCGGUUCAGUGCGUCCUAAUGAUCAAUAUGUUCAACGAAAAAAUCUUUGUUAUCAUCUGGUUCGUUUGGGGACUUAUUACAUUUCAAAAUGAUGUCAGGGCGCAAAAGUAUUUAUGCAGAAAUCUGUUUCAGUAG